AUGCCGCUUAUUUCUAGAAAUGUCUUGCUCAAACUCUCGUACAACGGCCAGAACUACCACGGCUUUGCAUACCAGCCAGGCCUUCCAACUGUGGAGCACCAUUUAUUCCUAAGCUUUCUAAAGGCCAAAUUCAUCCAGGCAGAGGAAAAGCAGGUCCGCCCAAGCACCUUCGUGUGGCCAAAGGAAAUACUUUCAGGCAUCGCUGAGAGGAAGUAUUACAAGUGCGGCAGAACAGACGCAGGCGUUUCAGCAGCCUCCCAGUUUAUAUCGCUUUUUCUGCCUGCACCUGCAGGAAAGGAGUAUCCGUAUGAUCUGAUUCUUAACCAGCACCUUCCCGAGGACAUCCGAGUGCUUGGAUGGAUGUUUGUGGAUGACCAGUUCAGCGCCCGGUUCUCGUGCAUAUCCAGGGAGUAUGAGUACUACUUUUCUAGGAGAGCAGGCAGCUCUCUAUCCAUAGAAAAAAUGGCAGACGAGUCACAAAAGCUACUGGGCACCCAUUGGUUUGGAAGGCUCUGCAAGCAGGAAAAAGAGGCCUCAAAGAAAAAACGCCUUGAGAAAAAGCAAAAAGUGUCCCCAGAUGAGGUGUGUGCAGAAGAGGCCGUGCGCACAGUCGACUCAAUAGUUUUUGAAAAGGUAUCAGAGGACAGCGUCACAGGAGUGGAGGUCUAUCUAAUGCGCAUACGCGCAAAGUCCUUUCUGCACAACCAGGUCAGAAAGAUAUUCUCGGUUUUGUAUAUGUUAGGGACAGGCUCCGAUAUAGAGCUUGCAAAAAUUCUAGAUAAAAACCAGCCGCAGAAAAAAGACAUAAAGCUUGCAGACCCCUCCCCCCUUGUGCUGGCGAGCUGCGUGUUUGCAGAUACAGAUCUAAGCCAGCUCAAAUCUGCACAGACAAGGAGCCAUCCUCUCAUAAAAAUAUGCGAGAGUGUGCAGGUAAAAUCUAAAGUAAACGAGAGAAUAACAAAGGAGUUCUUUUUGCAUUAA
This is a messenger RNA of Nematocida ausubeli, 981 nucleotides long. RefSeq names its product tRNA pseudouridine synthase A. Gene Ontology annotation, molecular function: pseudouridine synthase activity; RNA binding. Gene Ontology annotation, biological process: mRNA pseudouridine synthesis; tRNA pseudouridine synthesis. Bases 1 to 981 code for a protein of 326 amino acids. The transcript has a single exon. NCBI's taxonomy places the organism in Eukaryota, Fungi, Microsporidia. The record is from RefSeq and is a predicted model, not a curated record. Gene Ontology annotation, cellular component: cytoplasm; nucleus.